This is a messenger RNA of Gossypium arboreum, 3487 nucleotides long. RefSeq lists its product as uncharacterized. Lineage: Eukaryota; Viridiplantae; Streptophyta; Magnoliopsida; Malvales; Malvaceae. The record is from RefSeq and is a predicted model, not a curated record. The transcript has 6 exons. The coding region runs from base 708 to 3314 and encodes 868 amino acids.
GACCAAAAAUAAUUAGCGAAGUGGUGGUGCAGGUGGAGUCCGACCAAUGGAGAAGGUCCUAAGCCCAUGGUGAAACUGCCCCAUGUGGCUGUGGUAACAAAGUAAGAACGCUACAUGACCAAGGCAGUAAGUUUUUCCCCCUUUUAAAAAAUUAAUUUAUUUCACAAGACAAAGCCUUGGGUCUUUAAAUCUUCAACAGCAGAGUUGGGUCGUGCAAUGUAAUGUCACUCCUCCUUCAAAAAUUUAAUGCUCAAAACCAGACAUUUCUUACACUGUUAAACUCUCUCAUCCAGUUGUUUUUUCUUUAUUUAAUUUGACUUUUUUUGCUUCUAAAUCUCUGGGUAUCAAACAAAUCUGUCUCUUUUAUCUCUCUGCUAAUGUUAUUAAAAUAUUUCCCAGUGAUGGAUCCUUUUUUCUGUCCUUUUUUGGUCCAUUUUGCUAAAACCAAAUUCCAUUUCUUUUUUCUGUUAUCUGCAUUAGUAGUAGUAUUCUAGUUGCAGUAAAAAAGACAGCCUUACAAUACUUGGAAGAAAGAAAACAAAAUGGUGCUUGAAGGUUCAAACUUUUGAAAGAUUUAAGUUUAUUGAUCAAUUUAAAGAAUACCCAGUUAGGUUUAGCUGCUUUUAUGUAAGCCCAUUUUAACAAGGAAGGAGCUUGGUACCUGGAUCAUGGGGUUUUGCCACUUUUGAAGAAUUCAAGAUAAGAUAAUGGAGGCUGAAAGGAAACGUGCAAAGGGAGGGUUUUUUCAAUUAUUUGAUUGGAAUGGUAAAUCUCGAAAGAAGCUGUUUUCAAACAAUUCUGAGUUACAAGAAGAAUCAAAGAGAGGAAAAGCUGAGGAACAUGCAGUGAAGCCGCCGCCUUAUUCGGUGCAGAGAGAGGGGGAUGAGUAUAGUGCCACUUCAAAUAAUACGCGAAGUGGUGAUUUUAAUUCUUCUUCUUCAGUGACUAGUGAUGAAGGAUAUGGAUCUAGAGCGCCUGGGGUUGUUGCUAGGCUUAUGGGGUUGGACUCGUUGCCGACAUUGAAUGUCUCUGAGCUUUCUUCCAUCCCGUACUCAGGGUCUUCUUCUCUUAGAGUAUCUCACACUGAAAGAAAUACUCCUAAUUUAUGGAAUGAAUAUCAACCUGCAGACUACGCUAACAUUUCUAACAAGCUUGACAGGUCGUCUUCAAAUCCCAUUGAACCAAGGUCUCGUAAGGUGCAGAACCGACCAAUUGAGAGAUUUCAGACUGAAAUAUUGCCUCCAAAGUCAGCAAAGCCAAUUCCAAUCACUCAUCAUAAGCUUUUGUCUCCUAUCAGGAAUCCAGCAUUCACCCCAACCAAGAACGCAGCUUAUAUAAUGGAAGCAGCUGCAAAGAUUAUUGAGGCUAGUCCUCAGGCAACUUCCAAAGGUAAAGUGCCAUCAUUUGGGUCCUCCUCUGUUCCUUUGAAAAUGCGGAAUUUGAAAGAGAAAAUUGAAGCUGCACAUAAAGCAUCCAGGCCUCAAAGAGCCGAUGAGUGUGGUGAGAGUACGGUGAAGCCUUUGAAAGUACAGCACAAGGACAAGAUUCGCUGUAAAUCAGAUUAUACACCAACAUUCAGGAUAACUAAGGACUCAGAAAAAAGUAUUUCUAAUGGUUCAAGGAAAAAGGGAAAAGCAGUCUCACUUGCAGAACAAGCAAGGGUUAGUAUUCAAAGGAAAGAAGGGUCAUCAUCGAGUUUUAAUGGGAGUGUAGUGAACAAGAAGGAAAGGAAUGAUGCUAAAAGAAAACAGUUUUCUACAAGUGUGUCAGACGUACAAAGGACAGUGGAGAAAAGAACCUCUGCAAACAGGACUAACAAUGUGCUGAGGCAGAAUAAUCAGAAGCAGAAUUGCAUAUCCAAUAGAGAUUAUUCAACAUCAAAGAGUUCAACCUUGGACCAACAAGGUAAAAAUGGUAGGUCCAUAAAUGGUACAACAGGGCUUAAUAGGACCGUAAACUCCAGGAAGACGGUUUCAGUGGCAACUGAUACUGCAAAGGAGGUCCCAAUGUCUAGAAGAAAGAAUUUGCCUAGAAAGAAACGUCCUGUAAAUGAGGAUCUUCCAGUUGGAGAAACUGUUCCUGAUAUAUCAUCUAAAAAUGGUGGUGAAAGGUCCAUAAAAUGUAAUGUUACAGCUGAUGGGCACUUAAAUCAGGAUUCAGAUAUAAAGAAAACAAGCAUGGAUGUCAUUUCAUUUACAUUUACAUCCCCCUUAUCAAGGUCCAUGCCUGACGUAUCUUCCACUAGUAAAGUUUCUGAACAGAGCAGCAGCUUUGAUACUGAUCCUUCUAGUGACAAUGAUUUGCUAUUUUUAAAAAGCUCGUCAUUUUCUUCUCCUGGAUUCAAUGUAAUUGGUGGGGAUGCUCUGAGUGUUAUUUUGGAGAAAAAGCUUCAAGAAUUGACAUGUAGAAUCGAGUCAUCCAACUGCAAUAUCAUUAUAGAGGGGACUUCUGCUAGCCCCACUUCCAGUUUGCAAAACUCAGUGCCCUCAUCUGAUACAGCAACCACAACAUCAGCAGCACAUCAAAAAACUCUUCAGGUGGAUCUAGAUCAUGAUAUCUCAUAUAGCUCAAGUGACUUUGAUCACUCUUCUGACAAGCUGGGGAUUGAUUGGGGAAAGUGGCAGCUAUCUGAAGAAAUCGAAGAGCAAAAUGCUGGCAGCAGCAGCAGUGAGAAUGACAUAGAAGUUGAUAACCAACAUCCCGGCCUGCUUUUGACUCUUAAACAUGCUGUCACGAGUGGUAGCUGCUCAGGUAGCAGAAACAGAGAAAUGGACAAAAAGCAUUUAACAAGGCCACCAAAUUCCGGAGAUUGUAAAGAGUCAACCGAUUGGGAAAACGGUUUUGUGAAAAUGGUGCUAAAAGAUUCUGAGCUACUAUUUACAGAAUAUGCAUUGGGUCAGACUGAGAAGGUUAUGACCCUGAAGGCUUCCAAUCAGCUUGAGCAUCUGAAUGGAGCGGAGAGAAAUGGAGAAGAUUACAAACUCGAACAAAAGCUUCUACUUGAUUGCGUGAGUGAAUGCGUGGAGUCAAGGUACAGACAGGUUUCAGUUGGAAGCUGCAAAGGUUUGGUUAAAUGGGAAAUUUUGAUCCAAAAUAGGGAGUGGUUGGCAAAAGAGGUGUACAAAGAAAUUUUUGGUUGGAAAAGCUUGGAUGAUACCAUGGUGGAUGAUCUUGUAGACAAGGACAUGAGCACAAAGUAUGGAAGAUGGCUUGAUUUUGACAUGGAAGCAUUUGAAGAGGGUGUAGAAAUCGAGAAGAUUGUAUUAACUUCUUUAGUUGAUGAAUUAGUUUCUGAUUUAUUAUUAUUGCUUUAAGAUAGCCUCUCUUUUUUUUUUUUUUAGUAUUUUUUGAGGUUCCAUUGUUAAAAUCUUCUUUGCUCAGAAAGAAGAUAUAUAUAUACUUGCUGUAUAAUUCAAAAUUGUGAACUUUGCAUCCAUGAAAAUCAAUGGCAACUUUUUAUUUCCUCACAUCAUUAUAUGAAAACAAA